UUUUUUUUUUUUUUUUUUUUUUACGAAUGCGAGGAUCUACUUUCUGUUCGACCGGAUUAAAAAUUGUCCGUCUGCUGUCAGGAGACCCGCAGGGGAAUAGUAGAUCGGGCGUGCGGGUGCGACGUGUGCACACGGCGCUUCCUACAGGGACACUUACCUUCCCCUCGGUCUUUUCCUCCUUCCGUCCCGGGCCACCGGGUCGCCUGCCGUGAGGGUUUUACGCGCAAUGAGCAUCGAUACACUUUUGGAGGCGGCCAGGUAUCUGGAAUGGCAAGCCCAGCAACAACAGAUAACACGUGAGCAAGAGCACCAAAAAGAGAAGGCGCUCAUCAACAGAGAGGCGGAGUCACGACAUGUGGAAAUUGUGACCUCAUUGUCUCAGCCAGUAAGAGCCAACCACAUCACUUGGGACGAUGACUCCCACCGUCAGCUGCCACACCAUCCUCCUGCGCCUCCGCCCCCCUCUCUCCCACCUCCUCAAGUCCCUGUCGCCGUCAUCCCAAUGGUUCCAGUUGUCACCGCAACACCGUCAGUCCCGCCCCUUCACCUUGCUACGCCAAUUGCUGCGGCGGCAGCAACGCUCAACAGCUCCCCGCCAGCCAAGAACGUUUCUUCCCCUCCUCAGCAGCAGCAACAGCAGCAGCAGCAGCAGCACCAGCAGCCAACCUCUCCUCACCUGUUGUGUACCCCCCAGAUGAAGUUAGAGACUAGUCAGCAGCUGGUUGGUGCCAAGCCCAGCCAAUCUCAGCAACAGGUUCAGAUUCAGUACCAAGCCUCCAUCAGCACUAAUGGCCCCAGCUCUCAACAUGCACUGGUUCCCCAUCAAGCUCCGCCCACCUCUCAGCCACGACCUAAUGGAGUGACACUGGAGGACAUGAGGGGGAUGGAAGGAAAGAGGAGACCAGGAGGAGCGGGGACCAGAGAGGUGCAUAAUAAACUGGAGAAGAACAGGCGAGCGCACCUCAAAGAGUGUUUUGAGACGCUGAAGAAGAACGUUCCAAAUGUUGAUGAGAAGAAAACUUCCAACCUCAGCGUCCUCCGCAGCGCUUUGCGUUAUAUACAGACUUUGAAGCGCAAGGAGAAGGAAUUUGAGCAUGAAAUGGAGCGUCUGGCAAGAGAGAAGAUCGCCACUCAGCAGCGGCUGGCCGAGCUGAAGAACGAGCUCAGCCAGUGCAUGGACGUCGUCGAGAUCGACAGAGUGCUGCGACAGACUAUUCAGCCAGAGGACGACCAGGCCUCCACGUCCACAGCCUCAGAAGGAGAGGACAACUUUGAGCAGGACAUGGACGAGGACGUCUCCACUCCUCUUCCUGCUCCACCCUCCAUCCCCAAACCAACACCUCCGAUCCUGCAAGCACAGCCGCUCCUCACUCCUCACCUCUCUAUUCAGCAUACCACCCUUCCUCUUUCUGGAAUCCUGACCACGCCCUCCCCCUCUGCUCCGCCUCCACCUCAGGCCAUCGCCCCUGCUCCGGCCCCUGGUCAGCCCCAUCCAGUGCCUGCUCAUCAUAUCCAGCCCCCGACAGUGCAGGUCCAGCCCACUGUCAUCGCUCAUGCCGCGGUCUCCCACCCUUCAGUCAUCCAGGCUGUCAACCACGGCCUGCAAGUCAGUCACAAACAUCUUACGCACAUCGCCCCGUCGCCUGGUCCCACCUCCACCACCCCUCAGUCGAUCGUAGCAGCUCAGGCUGCCACCGCCACUCACCAGCAGAUAGCAGCACAGCCUAUCGGACACAUCACUGUCCACCCAGUGGCUCACCUGGGAGGUCCCUUGCCAUCCCAUCUCCAAACUCUGUACCCUCAAGGUGUGUCUGUGUCCCAGCCCACCAUGGUGGGCCACAUCACUCACACCUUCACCCAUCACACUCUUCCGCACGUCCAGGCUAACCCACAAGUUAACACUAACGGAGGCCAGAUGAACAGCGCAGCCGUAAUGACGCAGGGGAGCCCAUCGCUAGGGAAACCCACAGCAGUGCUGGCCCCCCACCCCCAGCUGGUCGGACAGACGGCUGUUCUCAACCCUGUCACCAUGGUUACAGUCCCAACCUUUCCUGUCAGCACGCUCAAACUUGCCUGAAGGAGAAAAUGAGAAAUGAGAUCGAAAGACUCAGAACUCUAGAGAUUUACACUCCAUCAAUAAUCAGCAUUAAGAGCAGAGAUUCUCUGAGAAACAUGACAAUUUAAAAAAAACUAAAAAAAACAAUGUUGUUGUUUUUUUAACUUUUGAAGAAUAUCUCCAGAGAUAUUUUGUCUCAGCUCUGUCAGGACGGAGUCAGGACGAACAGGCCUUUGUGAAAAUAAGACUGUGACAUUUGUCUGCGCUGCAAAGACAUACUCUGUUUAACCUCCUUUCCUCCUCUCCUGUCCUUCUCUCCUCCUUUCCUGACCUCUCUCUCCUGACUUAACAACCAGAAGCACUAACAUAAUAAGCUCAGUUCACACUCAGGCAUCAAGGUUUUACCUUAACUUAAUUUUUCAUUUUUCAAAAAAACCUAUGAAAGAGACUUGUUUGUCCUCAGGCUGUUGCCGUGGUGAAACAGUAUGUGCCCGCCUUGUAUUUAUAUAAUCAUGGUGUCAUGUGUGAUGUCAGCUGUGUGUGAUCUUAGAGGUCCCACUGUUCUAAAUGAAUUACAUACAGGGCUUUAAUCAAGUGUAAAUGAGAACAUAUCACACAGCCUGAUGAAUAGAGCUAAAACACUGUCACCGUCUGAUAGUCCUUCACCUUUUGUCAACAGGAUAAGUGUAGUUCAAUAACGGGAGUUUAUCAUCUCUAAAAAAAAAACUUGUUCCAAGAAGUGACAAGUAGUCCCUCUACAUUUUCCCAAACCGAAGGUUCCUUAUCUUGCAAUAGUUGAAGAAGAAAAAAGAGGGCACAUCUAAAAUCCAACAUUAGAAAAACAAAACAUUGAAAAAUGUAUAAUUCAACACUGCAGUUGAUCAUCUACUUCCUUUUAUUAGUUGCAUCAAAGUGUUAGACUCUAAAGGAGAAGAGGGUCUCCAUCAAAAGGCAAAUUUGGAAAUGAGAAAGCACAUUAAUGUGGAAAAAUCUAGUUUGCUUAUUCCUUGAACCCUCAAACUACGGAUUAAAGACAAACAUCAAAUUGAACUGUAACAGACUAGAGUUAAAAGGAAAAAGUUCAAAAAGUUUUAAUGGGAAUUUCCCUUUAAAAGAUCAGUGAAAUGUCUAAAAAGAAGGGUUCAUUUCAAAAACCUUUUCAUUGUAAGCUCCAUUUGAAAUGCAUCAUUCUUUACACAAGACCUGAUAAGAUGAGGAAACCGUAAGGUCAUGACAUCUUUCUGUCAAACCAAUCAAGACCUGUUAUUGACAGUUUGGACCGCAAACAUUUGGCUAAUGAAGUAUCUACAUGGACAAUUGUCUGCUUAAUUUGAUACCCUGAAAUAUGUGGAUGAAUUUAAUUUCCGGAGCACUCAAGUCUACCAAAUUAUUCAGUGACUGGUUUCCACUGUGAAGAAAGUCAGGCUUUCAUUCUUGUCCUUUUAAUGCAACAGCUCCCUCUUCUGCCUCAUUUCCAGACAGCAUGCUAAUGUUCCCCAUUCGUAAUACAAACCCUCUGUCUAGGCUAUUCAGAUCCGUAGAGACACUCAGAAACACACUGAUCUUAAAUCAGAUUCAUUAAAAGAAGUCCUCCUAACUAUAGAAAUACUUCUGAUUUCUUUGACAAACUAAAAGAAUGACCCUUUUGUCCCCAGACAAACUUUAACAUGUAACAAAAAGCUAGUGAACCUAAAAAUGUUUUGUUAAUACCAGAAUGGUCACAUUUUAUUGCAGUUGUUUGAUGAAUAAUUUGGCAGCGAUGUGACAAAAAAAAAGAAAUCUGACUUAAAAUCCUCUACUUCAGUCCAGAAAAUAAUUGUUUGAAUUUAAAAAUGGUAAAAAUGUGUUACAACAUCCACUAUUCUUAAUGUGUGUGUGUGUGUGUGUGUGUGUGUGUCUGUGUUUACGUGUGUUAAUGUGCACAUAGUCAAAACGUACAUGGCUCAACAGCCUUGCCAGCCUAUACAUGUCACACCAAAAACAAAUCUCCCAUCAGCAUUUGUCUCUGUAGUCUAUCUGUGUGGAUCUGCUCUGGCCUCUUCUGCUGUCUCUGUGUUUUCUGUCUGUACUUGUGACUGUAUUCAGUAUGUUUUAUAUUCUGUACUAUAAUUAAUCCUACUGUACCUGUAGCAUGGCCCUGUUUCUUUGGUUCUAAAGUUUGCCCUGUGCAUGAUGGAGUGUGUGAAUGUGUGGAGCUACUUUGUUAGUUGUUUUUUUUACACAGGUGAUUUACGGUAUGAGCAUGUUUGGGUGCUAUUGUGUGUGCCUAUACUCAGUUUCCCUGAACACUGUGACAACUCUGGCAAAACACAAAAACACAAUGAGCAAAUGGAAGAGACAAAGAAUAACUGUCCUCAUUGGGUUUUUUUUCUUUUCAUUUUGUGAGUAAGGACUGAGACAUCAAGUUGAAAAAGUGAGAAAACAAAAAAAGUUGUUGCUCUUUUCUUGAUAACACAAUGUUGUCUAAUAUUCAAGUUUUUUAAUAUUUGUAUGUAUGUAUGGAAGUUUUGUAAAUUUGUGAUUGUAUGCACGUUUUGGCAUAAGAGUGUAUGUUUCUUCAAAUUUGAAUGCUUGUUUUUUUUUGUUUUGCAUGUAGAUUGCUGUUUUAGUUUGUUUUGUUUCUACGUUUCUUUUUGGGACCAUGUACAAUACUGUAUAACGUUGGCAGGAUCUUGGACCUCAUGCUACAUUGAUAUUAUAUAUGAAUAUAAAAACAUGUUUUCCCUAUGGAGAAAGUUUUAAGUUAUAUGUCGCCUGUACACUUUGGGCUGCCUUUUAGAUCUAACUGUCCACUGUUAAAGAUAAUGAUGAUAAUGGAUUAAACAUAUUAAUGAUGAAGAAUUAUGCUGAUGAAAUAUUAAAGAUUCUUAAUAAAUCUUAUUACAUUUACAACA
Molecule: messenger RNA, 4950 nt
Organism: Labrus bergylta (ballan wrasse)
Lineage: Eukaryota; Metazoa; Chordata; Actinopteri; Labriformes; Labridae
Gene: mntb
Product: MAX network transcriptional repressor b
Biological process (GO): regulation of transcription by RNA polymerase II
Molecular function (GO): DNA-binding transcription factor activity, RNA polymerase II-specific; RNA polymerase II cis-regulatory region sequence-specific DNA binding; protein dimerization activity
Source: RefSeq, a predicted model, not a curated record